AUGGGACAUGAAGGACAUGAUGAUGAUGAUGCUUAUAAACAUCAUUCCACAUAUAAACUGCCCUCAAACACUUUCUUUUGUUUCCACUCAUUAUUCCCCACCCCGGCCGCUACCCAGCACCAUGAACUUGCAUACGAUCUUCACCAUCGCGCUCACCCUGACCCUCACCCUCAAAGCCAUCACCACCACCACCGCCCUCCUCGCCCCCCUCCCCCCUUCCUCAUCGACACCUUCACCCACAAAACCCACAACGCCCUAGGCUUCUGGCAUGGCGCACUGGAAGGCCUGCCCCUCACCCACGGGCCCAACUCCAUCCGCCUCUCCCCCACCGACCCCGACCAAUACUACCACACGCAACUCAGCGCAGCCACAUGCUUCAACCUCAACCCCCACAUCCACACCAACCAGCACCUGCACAUCCACCUCUCCGGAUCCCCACACUUCACCAUCUCCCUUACCCAAAACAAUCCCUCCUGUAACGCCUCCCUCCACCCCUUCCCGGAGACCUGGGACUCGCUCGACGCAUCCCGCUACGCCCACAACAACCACAUCUACAUCCCGCUCUCGCACUUCCACAUCAACUCCUCCCGGACCCUAUCCAUCGCGUUCGGCGGCUUCUAUACGCCCGAGUCUGUGACGCUCUUCCGCGUCGAGAUCGUCGACGCGGCUGCUGUUCCGAAGGCCUUUCCUGUCCCACCCAGGCUGGAUAAUGGGAACGUGGCGUUGAGGUGUUCGAGGCCGGGGGCGUUUGCGUUCGGCAUUGAUGAUGGACAGCCUGGGUUGGCGCAGGAGGUUAUGCGGAUUCUGGAAGAGGAGGGCAUCAUGGUUACGUUUUUUGUUGUUGGCAUGGGGUUGAGGGAUGCGGAGACAAACUUCUCGGCGGUUUAUAGGGAGAUGUUGAGGAGGGGGCAUCAGGUCGCGUUGCAUUCGGAUACGCAUCGGAAGCUGGAAGGCUUGGGGUCGACGGCCGAGAUUGACCGCGAGAUCGUGGAGAACAUCAAGUCGUUUCAACAGAUUCUGGGGAUUGAAACUCGCUACUUCCGUCCCCCGUACGGCACCAUCGGCGCAAGAACCCGACAACGUCUCGCAUACUACAUCAAAGACCCCCAGAUCAUCAACUGGAGCGUGGACAUCGAGGACUGGCUGUGGGCGGGCACCAAGACGCCCGAGAAACAGCGCGAGGCGUUCAUCCGAGACGUCAAGCUCGGCGGAAACCUGGCGGUCAUGCAUUUCCUCAGUCCGACUACCGUGAGCUACUUCCGGGAGAUAAUCCAGUUUGUGAAAAGCAUGAACGCGACCAUCAUGCGGAUCGACCAAUGUCUGGAGGAUCCGAAUAGUCCGCCGUUGAAGAUUUCAGUUCCUUGA
Molecule: messenger RNA, 1365 nt
Organism: Aspergillus heteromorphus CBS 117.55
Lineage: Eukaryota; Fungi; Ascomycota; Eurotiomycetes; Eurotiales; Aspergillaceae
Product: polysaccharide deacetylase family protein
Exons: 4
Coding region: 1-1365 (454 amino acids)
Biological process (GO): carbohydrate metabolic process
Molecular function (GO): hydrolase activity, acting on carbon-nitrogen (but not peptide) bonds
Source: RefSeq, a predicted model, not a curated record